AGUAUCUUUAACUAGAGGAAGAGAGAAAGAAAAAGAGAUAGUCCAUGUUUCAAUAUCAUUGGAGGAUGUUAUAAUGUCAAUUUGCAUCGAGAUUGUUUCUAUUACUCGAUAAAAUCAUUCGAUAAAAUCAUUCGAUUAUUUGUUCAUGAAUUGAGAAUGAGCUUGCAAAUAUUCUUAAUAGAUCAACAAUUAUUGAAUAAAAGAUGAAAUGGAAGUUGACACGGAUAUACGAGAAAAACUAUUUCAUAAUACGGUACGAGAGAAUAUUAUAUUCCUACUCCUUUACUUUCUGCUGUAUAUUUCAAGUUACUUGAUACUAGCAAAAUGCUAUAGAAAAGAUCGAGAUGAUUACUCAACCGUUGAUGAAGAUGAAGCUAUCGUUUAUAAAAUUAGUCUUUGGCUUUGUACUGCGGUCUUUGCUGUGUCGGUCGGAGCAACUUUAUUGUUGCCGAUCUCAAUUAUAAGCAAUGAAGUACUCAUCAUUUACCCUGAUAGUCAUUAUGUUCAAUGGUUGAAUACUUCUCUUAUACAAGGUCUUUGGAAUCAUGUGUUUUUAUUUUCUAACCUGUCACUGUUCGUUUUCUUACCAUUCGCUUACUUUUUUAUGGAAUCUGAAGGAUUUGUUGGCAAUCGAAAGGGUGUAAUGUCGAGAGUUUAUGAAACUGUCAUUGUGCUUGGUUUAAUAGGGAUAAUGGUUCUUGGAUUGGCCUAUGUUUUCUUAGCUCUCACAAACUAUCAAGAAUCAAGUUUUUUUACAAUGCUCAAUCUAUGGAGAUAUUAUGUGCUCUUUAUGUAUUCAUGUGUAUCGUUUGUUGGAGUUCUAAUAUUACUAGUGUGCACACCUCUGGGAUUUGUCAGACUGUAUGAAGUUGUUGGUUCCUUACUGAUAAAACCACAAUUUUUAAGGAAUUUGGAUGAUGAGUUUCUUGCAUACAAAUUGGAAGAAGAUAGUAUAAAGAGAAGAUUUGAUUGUUGUAGGCUCUACAAUUCCAAAUCAACAGAGAAUAAUCAUGUGAUAUUAAAUUCAAUGCUACCAUCGAUCAACGAAACACCGUUCGAUGAUGAAGAGCAAAUUACUAACCACAAUUCAAGCUCAAUAGAAAAUGACAAUAAUAAGCAACAUCUGGUGGAAAGAUUAAUUGAUAUCCGGUUUCAACUACAAGUUCUAGAUCAACAAAAAAAAUCAUGUUGGAUUAGACGAACUUUCAUGUACCCUUUCGCAAUGUUGACUUUAUUCUUGCUUUCCACGACUACUGCAUUACUUGCUUUCCAAAAUACAAUGGAAUUGUUAAUUGGAAUUAAAGCUUUACCGCUGAUUACCAAGGUAUGACCAACUUUGAUCUCCUAGGAGAUUUUGGACAGAUAAAAUGGCUCAGUAAUUUCCAAUUGCUGUUAUUGUACAACUUAAUAUUUGCAAUUUCUGCAAUUUCAUGUUUAAGUACAAAAUUUACAGCCACUGUCAGAAGAAAAUUAUGUAGUAAGCUUCGUAGCAGCUUAAGAGGAGUAUUUAAACGCCAAUACAAAGAAAAUGUGAUAAUAGAAUUUUCUUCUAAGAAUAAGUAAAAUAAAUUUGUUUUUUGUAAAUACAUGAUAA
Molecule: messenger RNA, 1594 nt
Organism: Cotesia glomerata
Lineage: Eukaryota; Metazoa; Arthropoda; Insecta; Hymenoptera; Braconidae
Gene: lili
Product: protein Lilipod
Biological process (GO): signal transduction
Molecular function (GO): transmembrane signaling receptor activity
Source: RefSeq, a predicted model, not a curated record